GUUGAUCCAAACAAGAGUAGAUCAUUUCUAUUGGUGGUUGCUAGAAAGCGACGACCUUCCCUUUACAGCGAGCCAAUGAACCGCAGGAAAACUCGUCGCAUCUCACACUCACAGAGGAGGGGUGCACCAUCAGAAGGCCAAUGGAGACAAAGAGAAAAUGAGCAACAGCAAAGUGAAGGCAAAGCGCAGGUAGGAGAGGUCCACAAGGAGAAGCAGAAACCCAGACAGCAUGAAGAGGGAACAGUGCCGAAGGGGACCUGCCAAACGAUGUGCCCUGCCCAGGAGCUGCGGAAUCGUGAGGCUCAGAACCGCCUUCACCAUUUUGAAAUGUUAGCAGGCACAGAGAAAGAUCGGCGGCCAAAAGCAGACCCCUCUCGUGCUGUUAAGGAGUAUUCCAGACCUGCAGCUGGGAAAGACGCGACAAAACCCAGUGACCUCCGACCACCUCCUGUGCUACUGAAAACUGUUAACUACCUUAUUGAUGACAUUGCAGCUGCCCCUAGCCUGCAUCCAUGGACUGAGGUGUAUAGCUUUGUCUUUGACCGUCUGCGUGCUGUGAAGCAGGAUAUGAUCAUUCAGAGGGUGUCUGGAUUGGACUGCGUGGUCAUUUUAGAGCGGACUGUUCGUUUCCUCAUCUAUGCCUCUUUUCGUCUUUGUGGGGAGCCACUGCGGCUCUACGACCCACGGAUCAACGACACGCACUUGCAGGAAUACCUCAGCUGGCUGUUGGAUUGCUACGCGACCGAAACAGGACCUCACCCCAACCAGGAAGAGUUCCAGUCGCUCAGUUUGCUGUACAACUUGGGUUCACCUCGUGCUACGCAGCACAUCAUGCAGCUCCCAUUGCGGCUGCGCAGCACUCCUUCCAUCAAACUCGCUCUUUCCAUCAACCAAGCUUACCUCGAGCGAAACCCUGUACGCUUGCUUCGGUCGGCUCAAAAGCUGAACUUCCUGCAGACCUGCGCGCUGCACCGUCACCUAGCAACAUGCCAUCGAGAUCUACUGCUCUUAUACAGCCACGGAUACAGCAGCCGCAACUGUCGCUUUCCUCUUGACAGACUGGCUGAGCUUUUGUUCUUGGACACAUCACUUACAGCUCAACUGUGCCGGGCAUAUGGAGUUGAGGUUAACCAGGACAAUCAAGUAGUAUUCUCCAAAACUGCUUUCAAGGAUCCAGAACAAGGGAAACUGCGCUGUAUGCUGUAUCACAGCAGAACGUCUGAAAAACAGAGACCUCACUGUUGAGAAUAUUAUUCAGUGAUAUGCUUGAGUUCAUAUUUGUUCAUAGUUGUAUUUUAAGAAAGAAAUUCAGACGGUCACUAAGCAGAUGGCUUUGAAUUCUGUUACAAUGUGAUUUACUUUUAGAUUGCUACAAAUCUCAUGUUUUCCUUUGAUAUUUUUACGAGAAAAAUUUGAAAAUUCAAUGGUGCAGCUGUUCACUCAUUGUCAUCAAUGCAUUUCUUGGAAUCAUUUCAAUAAAUUUGGUUGCAGUAGAAAUACAGUGGGAUCAGAAGUUUACAUACAGUCAUCGUGGACAUGAAUGUUAAUGUAAUUCUGGGCUUUUAUUGAUUUCUUUGAGCUGUUCUUGUUCCAGGGUGGAAUGAUGGUUAUACAGCGUACACCAUUUAAUGACUUUACAAAACAUGAAUUUGG
Archocentrus centrarchus (flier cichlid) is the source of this 1653-nucleotide messenger RNA. RefSeq names its product SAC3 domain containing 1 (gene sac3d1). The coding region runs from base 76 to 1245 and encodes 389 amino acids. The record is from RefSeq and is a predicted model, not a curated record. Gene Ontology annotation, biological process: spindle assembly; centrosome duplication. Gene Ontology annotation, cellular component: centrosome; nucleus; spindle. NCBI's taxonomy places the organism in Eukaryota, Metazoa, Chordata, Actinopteri, Cichliformes, Cichlidae. The transcript has 4 exons.